This is a messenger RNA of Sardina pilchardus (European sardine), 2655 nucleotides long. RefSeq names its product apoptosis-inducing factor 3. Gene Ontology annotation, cellular component: mitochondrion; cytoplasm. Gene Ontology annotation, biological process: execution phase of apoptosis. The record is from RefSeq and is a predicted model, not a curated record. Gene Ontology annotation, molecular function: flavin adenine dinucleotide binding; oxidoreductase activity, acting on NAD(P)H; 2 iron, 2 sulfur cluster binding. NCBI's taxonomy places the organism in Eukaryota, Metazoa, Chordata, Actinopteri, Clupeiformes, Clupeidae. The transcript has 20 exons. Bases 805 to 2607 code for a protein of 600 amino acids.
GCAAGGAUCCCUGGUACUGCAUUGGCAGCCUACGGUACCGGGAGGCAGAGAGAGAGAGAGAGAGACACACACACACACAGAAAGAGAACGAGAGAGAGGAUAGAGAGAAAGAGAGAGGGAUAUAUAGUGAGCCAGAGAGAGAUAGAGGUAGAGAGAGAGAGGGUGAGAAAGAGAGAGAGAGGGAGAGAGAGAGAGAGAGAGAGAGAGAGAGAGGAGCUUACAGUAUUGCCACUGAGUGCUGCUUACUGCUUACUGCUGCUGUGUGCUGUGUGCUGUGUGCUGCACUGAGGAGCUUUCUGUGUGGGACUCAGCCCCGUGUGUGGAACUACUGCAUCCGCUGCAGUCAGGGAGAAACAGAGAGAGAGAGGGAGAGAGAGAGAGGAGGACAAGAGAGUGAGUGAGGGAGAGAGAGAGAGGAAGAGCCCAGAGAGCAGGAGGAAGACGUGGGUCGGGAGUACUCUGUGGGAAGGAGCCAGUGGUGCCGUGGGCAGGGGUUGUUUCUUGAGGGGGGAUCUUGUGCUAGUAUGUUAGCGCACUCUGCAGGGUUGGCUAAACACCGGGGACUGUAACAGCACCUCAGUGCACCUGCUUCAGACAGGCUUCGGGCGAUGCGGAGCGACUGAUGCCUGCAAUGGCAGCCCUGGACCUGCAGGCCCUGAUACCACCACCACCACCCCUCCAGCUCUCCAGCCAGCGCCAGAGCCAGCACCCACACCCCCAGGCCCAGGGGCCCAACCCCAGCGUCUGACCCAGCCCGAGCUUCUCCUCCCCUGGCCACCCUCCUGGCUUCACUCUGGACCCACCAUGGGAGGAUGCCUCUCCAAACCCAAACCAGUAGAGGUCAAGGUGGAGCUCACCCUGCUGGACAAAGAGAAAGAGGCCGACGUGAUGUCUCCCAACGGGAAGGCCAGCCCCUUCUCCGACUGCCGACCCAACGGCGCCCUGGGUCACUGCUCCGAUGAGGACGCCGCGGCCGCCUACAGGUCCUCCCACAAGCCCCGGGACUACGUGGAGGCAGCCGUGUGUCACGUGAAGGACCUCGAGAACGGACAGAUGCGAGAGGUAGACCUGGGGACAGGCAGGGCUUUGCUCAUCAAGGAGCACGGAGAGUUCUCCGCCAUUGGACACAAAUGCCCACACUAUGGGGCACCACUGGUCAAAGGUGUCCUAUCUAAGGGGCACAUUCGAUGUCCAUGGCACGGUGCAUGUUUCAACAUCGCCACAGGGGACAUUGAGGACUACCCGGGACUUGACAGCUUGCCCAUCUUUCAGGUCAGAGUUGAAAAGGACAGAGUGAUCAUUCGGGCAAACAAGCAGGCUCUUCAAACACAAAGGCGGACAAAGGCCAUGUCAAAAUGUUCGGCUGUCAUCAACUCGAACACAGGCUUCAGCCAUGUUCUUAUCAUUGGAGCGGGCCCAACUGGACUGGUCUGCGCCGAGACGUUACGUCAAGAGGGCUUCACCGAUCGCAUCGUCAUGUGUACCGUGGACAAGCUUCUGCCCUAUGACAGACCAAAACUGAGUAAGUCCCUGGAGAGCACAGCUGAACAGCUCCGGCUCCGCUCCUCAGAGUUCCUGCAGACCCACGACAUUGAGCUGCUCACAGAGAAGGAGGUUGUUUCUGUGGACGUGAAGAUGAAGACUGUGACUUUUCAAGAUGGCUUCAAGAUGGAGUACAGGAAGCUGCUCAUUGCCACAGGAAGCAAGGCCAAGCCACUCAACUACAAAGGAAAGGAGGUGGAGAAUGUGUUCCAUCUCCGGAGCCCAGAGGAUGCGAACCACAUAGCCCGGCUAGCCAGCAAUAAAAACGCUGUCAUCGUGGGAACAUCCUUUGUAGGUAUGGAAGUGGCUGCAGCCCUCACGGACAAGGCCCAUUCAGUGUCAAUCAUUGGGAUAGAAGCAGUCCCCUUCCGGAAGGCUCUUGGAGAGAAAGUGGGCAAGGCCAUGAUGAAGCUCUUUGAGACCAACAGGGUCAAGUUCUACAUGCUGAAUGAGGUGUCGGAGAUGCGAGGCCAUCAUGGACAGUUAAAAGAAGUGGUCCUCAAAAGUGGCAAGGUCCUAAGAGCUGACGUGUGUGUCAUUGGUGCCGGUUCUGGUCCAGCCACGGCAUUCCUGAAACAGAGUGGUGUGCACAUGGACUCAAAGGGCUUCAUCCCUGUCAACAAGACGCUACAGACCAAUGUGGAAGGAGUGUUUGCAGGGGGAGACGUGGUCACUUUCCCUCUCUACUUGCGCAAUAACAAGAAGGUGAACAUCCCUCACUGGCAAAUGGCCCAUGUGCAUGGGCGGGUGGCAGCUCUCAACAUGAUAGGAAGACCCACGGAGGUUAAGACAGUGCCUUACUUUUGGACUGCCAUGUUUGGGAAGAGCAUACGCUAUGCAGGAUACGGAGAUGGGUUUGAUGAUGUCGUCAUCCAGGGAGAUUUGGACGACCUGAGAUUUGUUGCAUUUUACACAAAGAGUGAAGAGGUGGUGGCUGUGGCAAGCAUGAACUAUGACCCUAUUGUGUCGCGAGUGGCCGAGGUGUUUGGCACGGGAAAGACGAUUAGGAAACGUGAUGUGGAAACUGGGGACAUGUCUUGGUUAAUCGACAAAGGCUCACAGUGAAGUUAUCAUUGCCUUUAAAAACACGAGGCUACCGGUGACAGCUGAAAA